AUGACUGUUCGCGGAGACGAGCCCUUGGACCCCCCUGAGGAUGAUGAGGAGCUGACGCCCUCUGAGAAAUGGUGGAGGGACCACUACGAACUGCUUGAAAAGCAUGGUUAUCGCUUACGUCCACGUUAUCGACCAGAAUGGACUCCGUCUUGGAAGGGCACGGGAAAGAACCCUCUCCGCUUCGAGGAUAAUAUCUGGAACAAAACACGCCAUGUAAUUGACGCUACCUGUGUAAAGGACGCGAAGACAGUUUCCAUAAAGCGCAUCGCACGGAAUUCUCCAGAGUUGUCCAUCGCACUCUACUUGUCGGAUGUAGAAGGGUCAGAAACAUCUAUGAAUCAUUGUGUCCCAAUUCUCGAUCAUUUUAGCGAUUCACAAUUUGCAUUCCUUGUAAUGCCAGUGCUUCGCUGGUUCGAUGACCCUCCAUUCUUCUCCGUCGAUGAAGUCGUUGACUUCGUUCGCCAAACUUUGGAGGGCCUCAAAUAUAUGCACAGUAAAGGUGUAGCUCACAGGGAUUGUGCAAAAUUAAAUAUAAUGAUGGAUGCGACAACAAUGUAUCCAAAAGGGUUUCAUCCAGCAGCAAAGCUGAUGGAUCCCUCGGGUGUAAAGCCGGCACCUGUACGUCGUCGCCGUGACGUAUCAGGAGUCAAGUACUGUUUCAUCGACUUUGGAAUUUCUACACGCUUUGAUCCUAACGUAAAGGAGGAUGAACGGCGCGUUACUGGCAUAGACGGCUUAGAUCGUGAUGUUCCAGAGCUAUCUGCUAAUAUUCCGUACGACCCGUUUGCAGUCGAUGUUUUUAUUCUUGGGAACGUGUACCGGAAAAGUCUCCUCAACAAAUACGUCAACCUUGCUUUCUUAACGAGUUUGGUGGAUUCCAUGACCAGCAAAUACGCUGAAGAUAGACCGUCUGCUGCGCAAGCAUUGGAUCAGUUCCACAAUAUCUUGAAAUCCCAGUCUCGUAUUCUCCUCAGGUGGAGGCUCAAAGAGAAAGAUGCUGGGUUCGUGACACGUAUAUUCCAAGAUAUUGGUUCCGUUACACGGGAAGGAAUUUUUAUUUCAAGGACAAUCAUCAACUUGCCUUUGAAAUUAUUGCAUAACUAAUGCAGUUGAAUCUUAAUGCGGGUUUUAGCCCAGUAAAAUUGCAGUGAUGUAUUCCUCCAAUAUAUAAUUUUUUUUCAUAAAUACAUAAC
Fomitiporia mediterranea MF3/22 is the source of this 1193-nucleotide messenger RNA. RefSeq lists its product as uncharacterized. Gene Ontology annotation, molecular function: protein kinase activity; ATP binding. The transcript is spliced from 6 exons. Gene Ontology annotation, biological process: protein phosphorylation. Bases 1 to 1104 code for a protein of 367 amino acids. The record is from RefSeq and is a predicted model, not a curated record. NCBI's taxonomy places the organism in Eukaryota, Fungi, Basidiomycota, Agaricomycetes, Hymenochaetales, Hymenochaetaceae.